AUGAAUAUUACAAGGGAUGCUUCUCCUUUUAGGGAGAACUCAGCUACGACAGAAGACAUUGUUACUACGGAAGAGUCAGCGACAGAGGGCCCGCCCAAUGUCUUGUCCGAAUCAAAUGUAGACGAAUACUUCUUAGACACAUCACCAGAACGUUGGAAUUUCCUUGACUUUUAUCGUCACCGGCACGCCUCAUUCGAUUUUACCCACUCUUUUAAAAAAGAAGCCUUUAAACUAAAAAAAGUGCUUGAUACUCUAAGACAAAGUAAUUCUCCCGAAGUGCGGGAAAAUGCUUGUCGUUUGAUAUCAAAGUUUAAGGUCAAGAUUCAUUUUCUUAAGGCUAGCAUAAGCAAUAUGGGUUCCCGCCUAGUUGAGAGUAAUAUCAACUUCCACGACAAGGAAGUCAUCUGCGUGAUGGAUCUUCCUUUGAUCUGCGAUCACCGGAAAAAUGUGUUCGGUGUCAACGACCUUUGGCAUAACAUCGAAACAGAAUUCUUGGAUAAAGUGGCAAGGCUUCGUUCGCUAAGGUGCAGAGUGAUCAUAAAAGGAAAGACUCAACAUAUGAUGGAGAAUUUGGCAGAAGAAACUGUUGUUGAAAGUUGUACAAUUCCCGCGAAACGUAAAAAAGAAGAGCAAGAAUACGUAGAAGCCGAUGAACAGAAAGAGAAAGAGAAAGUACGUGAUGACUCUGAAAAUGAGGAUUUAUGCACAGAAACCGAGGAACAAGCUGCAGAAUUGGAAGAUCUAGAAGUUCUAAAAGAAAUAAGAAAAGCUGUUGAGACUGUUCGAAAUGCCCCUUUAGGACAUUUAAGGCACGUAUUUGUUGCUUGUGCUUACUAUAUUAUUAGCAAAGGUCUUUAUUUAUCUUUCUCUAACAGCCCUAUGUAUUACCUCAUACUCGAUCUUCGUCCUCCAUUUACGGGGAUUUUUGAAUUUCGUGCGGCUGAUUAUAUGAAUGAAUCGCAUUUGAAAGUCAUCGGACAAAGGGCUAAAGUUGCAAUGAGCAGCAGGUUUGAUCCGCCUGAUCCUCUCCCGUCAAAACAACUUGCAGACCUUUCGAGCCAUAUGCGUGCUGAAGGAGCCGCUGGUCUUCUCACAAGGCUUCGAAUAAUGAUGGACAAGUACUCAAGACGAAAGCGAGCCACCCUCGAACAACUGCUUAGGGAAGAACAGUCAGAGACACAUAUAAGAAAAGUGGUUGAUCUUCCAGACAAUCAGAUGCCAAUAGACUUGGAAGGUGUCGACAGCGGAUCAGAGGAGAUACAAUGGGUUUUUUUUGUGCUUGAUCAAUGCCGACGCAUCAUUUGUUCCGAAGUGCUCUCAACAAACUUGACAGAGCGUGAUGUAGACAUCAACCUGAUCAAUCCUUUUUUCGAUACCUUGUGGGAAGGCUUACAUCUCCACUAUGGCGAAGGUGAAUCGAGGGCAUCGCGGUACCGUCGUGGAAGCUGUGGGGAUCAUUUUGAUUGGUUGUUUGCUUGCAAUUCGAUACUUCCAGACGAUAUUCGUGGUGUCGAGAUGGGCGUUGCCGAGAAUUCUGGGCCAGAUCAGGUCGAAGAUAGGAAUAAACCUCAGGGAGACUUUAUCAAAGCAGCAAAAACGGCUCGUGAUCAGUUGCUUCAAGUUAUCAAGAUCAUCAAAAACAAGCUCAAUUCUGAGCGACUACCAAAUAUUUUCAUGGAAGGCAUCAAGUCAUUGUUUGCUGUUGCUGUCCACAUUGUCGGUUAUCAAGUCAAAGCACACGUUGUAUAUUUCCUUGGCGGCAAUGUUUUUGCUAUCUCUGAAAUAGGGUGUGCGCGGAUUCCAAUAUCUCUGGACAGAAUGCACGACGCUCUGGAUAUGUUUCGCUUAGUGCUACGUAUAAAGAUACUCUUGCUUCGAUCAAAGCAAAUCCUUGAGACACUGUUUGAGGAGGCAAUGAUAUUGAGAUCUUCAACACCAACACAUGCUGAGGCAGAGCCAUGGAUCAUGGCAGUAUUGAAAACGCCUGAAAAAUCGCAGAAGAGGGUGAAGAAAGGCUAA
This is a messenger RNA of Paraglomus brasilianum, 2019 nucleotides long. Lineage: Eukaryota; Fungi; Glomeromycota; Glomeromycetes; Paraglomerales; Paraglomeraceae. The record is from the annotation of a GenBank genome assembly.